This is a messenger RNA of Limanda limanda (common dab), 2043 nucleotides long. Its product is annotated as junctophilin-1-like. The transcript has 6 exons. Gene Ontology annotation, cellular component: endoplasmic reticulum membrane; plasma membrane; sarcoplasmic reticulum. NCBI's taxonomy places the organism in Eukaryota, Metazoa, Chordata, Actinopteri, Pleuronectiformes, Pleuronectidae. The record is from RefSeq and is a predicted model, not a curated record. The coding region runs from base 1 to 2043 and encodes 680 amino acids.
AUGACGGGCGGUCGGUUCGACUUUGACGAUGGCGGCACAUACUGCGGAGGCUGGGAGGACGGCAAAGCCCACGGCCACGGUGUGUGCACGGGACCCAAGGGCCAGGGCGAGUACUCUGGCUCCUGGUCCAACGGUUUUGAAGUGGUCGGCGUGUACACCUGGCCCAGCGGGAACGUGUUCCAGGGCUACUGGGCGCAGGGCAGGCGCCAUGGACUCGGUGUAGAGACCAAAGGGAGGUGGAUUUACCGGGGAGAGUGGACUCACGGGUUCAAGGGCCGGUACGGGGUCCGGCAGAGCCAGAACACACCGGCCAGGUAUGAGGGCACGUGGAGUAACGGACUGCAGGAUGGCUACGGCGUGGAGACGUACGGCGAUGGAGGUACUUAUCAGGGUCAGUGGACUGGUGGAAUGCGUCAUGGCUAUGGUGUACGUCAAAGUGUCCCAUAUGGUAUGGCCUCUGUCAUCCGCUCUCCACUCAGAACCUCGCUGGCUUCUCUCCGCAGUGAGCAGAGUAAUGGAACAGUAUUGCGCGACAGCCUGUCUGACAGCCCAGCUGGCACACGUGGUGGCUUCGUACUCAACUUUCACUCAGAUGGCGAAGGUUCAGAGAAGAAGAAGAGUCUUUUCCGACGUGGCUCUCUCUUCGGCAGCCUUCAGCGACUGCGAAAAUCAGACUCGCGCUCGUCGAUUUCCAGUAAACGUAGCUCAGCACACAGUGACACCACCAUGAGCCGCAUCAGUUCAAGUGAUGCCAACUCCACUAUUAGCUUUGGAGACGGAGAGCCGGGCGAUGAUUACCUGACUCAGGAGGACAAUGUGGAUGCCCUCACCACUGAGUCCUACAUGGGCGAGUGGAAGAAUGACAAGCGCAGCGGCUUUGGUGUCUCUGAGCGCUCUAACGGCAUGAAGUAUGAAGGUGAGUGGUUGAGCAAUAAGCGCCAUGGCUAUGGCUGCACCAUCUUCCCUAAUGGCACCAAGGAAGAAGGGAAGUAUAAGAACAACGUGCUGGCCAGGGGCAUCAAGAAGCAGCUGAUUCCACUGAAGAACGCCAAGACCAAACAGAAAGUGGAUCGAGCCGUCGAAGGAGCAGUGAGAGCAGCAGCCAUCGCCAAGACCAAAGUGGAGAUUGCCAUCUCCAGGACGUCCCAUGCUCGUGCCAAAGCAGAGACUGCAGAUCAGGCUGCACAUUCAGCCAGUCAGGAUUCAGAUAUUGCCAGAGCUGUGGCCAGAGAGCUCUCCCCAAGCUUCCAUCAGCCAGGCCCUGACUACGUACGACAGAAGUACAAUGAGCCAGUAGAGGUAAAAGAGGUUCCUGUGGAAGACAAGAAAGAAAAAUCUCCAUCAGGGAGCCCCCAUUUCUACCGGAAAGGAACAACACCCAACCAGUCUCCAUCUCCGAGCCCAGGCCCCAGCCCCACUCCUUCACCGGCUGUUGUCAAGAAGACCUUUUUUAGCAGUAAAACCAACACCCCUGCAAAGCCUGCUGGGAAAGAGAACAAAACCCCUGCAGCUGAGUCUUUGACAGCAGGCUUAACAAAAGCUGCAUCAAAACUUUCUCUCAGACAGGAAGGGAGGCAACAGGAGGCUCCUACAGUAGUCAAACCAGCUGUUACCACAGCAGCCACCAGCAUUUACCCCAGCAAUGGGCAGAUUCACUCCCAGUACCAUGGUUACUAUGUCAAGGCAGAUGUCAAGAGUCCACCACCCGAUGAUCCAAUUGGUGUAGAGGAUGACCUUCACCCAUCAAGCCUUGCUCAGUUGCCACCAACUGCCAAACAGAUUCAGACACCAGCACUAAAAUCCCUGCCAGCCCAGAGUCCUUCACCAGCUCCCCCAAAAGAGAGCACCAAGGCACCAGAACUUCUAAAGCCAAAAAGACUGGAAUCAACCAAACCAAGGAGCCUUGCAGAAACCAAGAAAGCCAGCAUGGAAAUUGCUCCUGAAAUUGUAGAGGAGGAGUCGGGCCCUAACUCCAUCUUGGUGGCUCUUGUGAUGCUGUUGAAUGUAGGUCUAGCAAUAAUUUUUGUCCAUUUCCUCACCUGA